Messenger RNA from Colletotrichum graminicola M1.001, 1107 nucleotides. RefSeq names its product SWIRM domain-containing protein. Gene Ontology annotation, molecular function: protein binding; transcription coactivator activity; chromatin binding. The transcript has a single exon. Gene Ontology annotation, biological process: chromatin remodeling; regulation of transcription by RNA polymerase II. The record is from RefSeq and is a predicted model, not a curated record. Lineage: Eukaryota; Fungi; Ascomycota; Sordariomycetes; Glomerellales; Glomerellaceae. The coding region runs from base 1 to 1107 and encodes 368 amino acids. Gene Ontology annotation, cellular component: nucleus; SAGA-type complex.
AUGACUCGGGACACCAAGAAAGCUUUUGAUAUCAGCAACCUCAUGUCUCCUCCUGAGCCAUUGCCCUAUGAAAGCUUCAACCAGGGUCAGCAAAAUUCUGUGCCGAUGACUUCCGGUAAGCAUCACGCACACGAAGCGACCAAGCCUAGCAUGCCAAUGUCGCCUCCUGUCUCGCCCUACAUCACAGGGUCGAGCAAUGUUCCCGUACCUGGAACACCAGCUAAAGACCCGAUUUUGUAUCCUCGCGACGAUACCGUUUCAAGCCCAACCCAGCCGCCUCUGUUCCCAAGCACCGAAUCAAUCGAGCACCGUCGUAUCGUUGACGAACACAUUGUUGCGCGACCUCCUGGCCUUUUUCGCGAGGGCUCGCCUCCCCAGAGAGAGGAUUACGAACUGGCCCUGCAACUGAAGUCCCAGGUUAUGAGAUUGUUUGCCAACAGAAGGAAGUCAUGGUACGAGAAGGAGAGGGAACAGGUCAGGGCAGACCGAAAGCUGAACCAUGCUCGGUGGAACAGCGUCGUGCGAUAUCAGAACAUCGCCCCAGCCAAGUCUACUCCUAACAAGGCAACGAAACCUACCCCGGCCAAACCCAAGGUCACUUCAUCUACCAACUCAAAGCCCGACCGUAUUGUCAAACCUCAGGCUCCUCGACCUGUGCGUAGCAGCCCUCCGACUCGUCACAUUCGCCGUGUUAGCGCCACGCCGGAUCCUGCUCGUCGUGUAGUUGCACCGAACAGAGAGGACCGCGACUUCGCAGCGCUACCCGACUAUUGCCCUCCACUAUCUUCGCUACCUGAAAAAUCAAAUUCAUUGAAGGUGGACUGGAAGGGCGCUCCUAUCGACCUCAGCGACGACCCCAACGUCCACUUACUCCACCCCGACGAAGCCAGCCUCGCAGCCAAUCUUCGGCUCGAUUGCGCCACCUAUCUUACGAGCAAGCGGCGCAUCUUUGUUCGUCGGCUAGAAUGUGCGAGAGUUGGCAAAGAGUUCCGCAAGACCGACGCUCAGCAGGCCUGCAAGAUUGAUGUGAACAAAGCCUCAAAGCUAUGGACGGCUUUCGACAAGGUCGGCUGGCUCGAGCUGAAGUGGAUGAGCAAGUUUGUUUGA